Molecule: messenger RNA, 5278 nt
Organism: Gigantopelta aegis
Lineage: Eukaryota; Metazoa; Mollusca; Gastropoda; Neomphalida; Peltospiridae
Exons: 23
Coding region: 84-2822 (912 amino acids)
Source: RefSeq, a predicted model, not a curated record
UUGACCAGCAGGAACAAAACGAAAGCAGCAGCAAUUAAGCCGUUUUACUCUUUGUCAGCGGUGUACUGACAAUAAUUUACAUCAUGUGGUUAUGUUCCGUUAUUCUGAUGCAGUUGACAUGGUCGUUUGUUAACGGGCACUCUCGGUUUGUUUGUCCAAGACCACAGAGCCCAAGAUCCGAUAUUUACGUACAGCUUCCUGAGCACCCUCUUAAUGGUAUGUGUGGGCUGGGAGACACCAUCAACUUUGAUACAGAGUACAUGGACGUCUCACCAGGACCAUUCACAGUCAGAUUCGAAGAAACUGUUCUCCACAAAGAUUCCCCAUUCCAGAUAAGUCUUCAUCAGUUUGAUGAUUUCAACGAUUCCACAACCUGUGUUCUUCUUGAUCACAUUCCACACAACAACAACGCUGUUAUUAUCAACAAAUGCAAGCAGAAUGAUUAUCCCAUAGGACACUGCGAUGGCAGCAUGUACUACAUCACUGUGAACAUACCCGACAUCAGCUGUAACAAGUGUUACCUGAAGCUGACUCACAUAUCAACCGACACUGCCACAGAUUUACCUUGUGGAUCUGGCAAUAACACCUGUAGAAGUUACAUUAGCUGUGCCAACAUAAAGAUCAGUUCCUCGUCAGCAGGGAAGCUGCGAAACUUGUCAUUUUGUGAGAAUUAUGUGAACAACUUAAUGGGACCCUGGCCAUUUAGACCUAAAGAAUACUACAUGACAUUUUUUAAUACCACAACCAAAGUUCUAAAUGCUACAGCAAGACUUGAUGAAUUUGCACGGUCGUUUAUUCUUGAUCUUCCAAGUCAAGUAUACAGUGAUCCUGUUGAAAAGGUGGAAAUUCUUUAUGAGGUCACCAAUGGCAACACAACAACUGUAGAAACUCUUUUCACACAGAACAUAGUGAACCAGAGUGCGGAGGAACCUAGAAUAACAACCGCAUGGAAUGGUCUCAACUCAUCAGUCACCAAACAACUCCAGGAUGAAAUGCUGAUAUUGAAGCUGUUUUCAUCUAAACAAAGCGUAAAUGGCACAAUUAACUUUUCUCAUGAGCACUAUGGGGUAGGUAAGUAUGAUGGAAGUCAUGCAGUCUACAGCCACCAGGGCUGGCUCUCGGGCCCAGAGUUCAUAGGAGCACAAGCUAUGUACCCAGCGGCCGUCAGCCCUUUUGGAUCCUGUGUGGAAGUCACCAGCAACUAUAUUGCAUUCUUGCACUCUGACAUCAAGCUAAGUAAUGUGCAUGGUGUCCUAGGAAUGUCAUUUCUGGAUGAGAGGGUUCACGUCACUUUGGCCAUUACUGGUCUGAUGAACAACAUCACAUCUGUCUUCCUCACAGGGCCAGCCUUGGCAGGGUCUCCAACCAUGAUGAUCCCGGUAACCACCAACACCGGACCAAUACAUCUGACACUGAAUGCUUCUGUACAGAUACAAGACAUUGACUCGUUGAAAUUUCUUAACCAAGUUACAGUGACUACACAUGACCCUGUUGAAAUGCUACACGUCGAGCUAGAAGAAGGAAUACAUGCACUGAUCACUGAUCACCGGCAACUCUAUGGGGCUGGAGUAUUCCAGAUCACAAAGGGCAGGUGGCUUAAGUAUGAAGUGGUGUUAAAGAAAGUUGAAGGUCACAUUAGUUAUGUUACCCUGAAUGGUCCUGAACGUUGGGGAUUUGGUGGUCCUAUCUUGUACAAGCUGACAAAAGAAGUUGUCUUGAAGGAGAAUGGCGACGUCUUCAUUGAAGGAACUAUACAGGAUUUGAGUAGUGACUUCCUGCUGGCUCUGUGGAAAGGAUUGAUCACCAUCAACAUCAAGACUCAAACCAACCAGUCAGAGAACAUGCUUACUGGCAAGUUAACUUCACCUGGAAUCUGGUAUUGUACUGACAUCAAGGGAGCACCUUGCUCCUCUGUGAAUUUGGUUCCUGAGAAGACAGAGGUUGAUGAUGGAGCUGAGGUGGUUCCAGCCACUGGUAUUGGUUCCUUUGUGUUGGACAGAGCCAAUGUCUUACAGUACAGCAUCCUGGUUGAAAACUCUCAAGUACCUAUUGACAAGGUACUGCAGGCUGAAGUGGUCCAUGGAUCAAAACUCCUGUUAACCAUUCAGCUCCAUCCUUCUGACAUCUUCAACAAAGCGUUCGAAGUGCAUAGCCUCAUUCCACAGCCCACGUUCCAGCUAAUGGCCGCCCUGUCGACAGACGAGUUAAAACUGCGGGUGCUCGAGGUGGAUGGCAGAAAGGGAAGACUGACUGGCAAUCUUCCACGCAUCACAAGAACUAUCUGCACACAUCCCCAGAAUUUCAUAGUGGGUGAUGGCCAUGGCUACUGGUCACAGGAAGCUGCCCCCAUUGGAAGUCUGUACACACUGGAAGGUGACCAGCUCAUCUUCACGUACUCCGGCAAUGACUCAGUACAUCUGAUGGCUUCUAAGGAUCAUUUUGACAAAUGUGACUUCGCAAACUCGACUCAGAUUGGAGCUCCACCUCACACGUCCAGUCGGCUGUCGAGAGAUUACAGGCUACAGACGGUGGGACAGCUGUUCUUCACAUCACAGGCCAGCUGUAAUUCCACUCCCCCGCUCAAACUCAUCGUCAAGGUGCUGCACACAGUUCCUAAAUCUGUGGAUGUGAGUGAGUGUGGAACGUCACUGUAUGAAAUCUGGAGGAAGCAGGAACUGAACAGGUACUCAACUCCCAAUCCGGCAGGCGCAGCCGUCGGGGGCGUUGUUUUCGGGAUUAUCAUCGUCGCUAUUUUCAUCGUCUGGGACAGGAGAAACCACGACAAGAAGAGUGGAGAUGCAUCCAUGUUUGAGAGAUUUUAAGAUGUUUCAAAGAUUCUUAAAUCUAUAUUAAAAAAUUGUAGGGUCAUGUUUAAAAGAUUUUUAAAACUUUGAUAUUUCCCUUUUUGAGAUUUCAUAUCUGGCUUGAAUGUUAAAAGUGUUUUCUACUGAAACUGUCUUAUUAAAUCUGUUUAAAAGGGAUAUAUGUGAACUUAAAUCAUUUCUAUGACAACAAUACCCAUUCUGGGUUUUUUUGGCAGUAUGUGAUGUUUCUGUGAUAAGUAUAACCAACUAAAGCUAAAAUUUGAUAUCCUGGGCAUUCAAUUCAACUCAUUGUCUAGGGCAGAGUAAGCCUGCUGCUGUCAAAUGGACAACUCGUACUUUGUUAUUAACAAGAACAAUGUUUAAAUUUCCCUUACCUCUAGCUUACUCAGGCUUCAAAAUAAGUCGAGAAUUGUCUUUAAGGUUACCAGGAUGUCAGAAAUUGAAAAUAGUACUUCAUUCUUCACAAAAUCUUAUUUAAACAAAAACUAGACCCUCUAUAUUUUGAUCAAUUGUGUGUUAUUCAAAUAUAAAAAACACAUACAAGUAUCAAUACAAUGUCAACAGUGAUAUGAAUGAAGAACAAACUACCAGGAUUUCUGUGAAAGUAAUUCAAAGUAAUAAUAAUGGGAAUUGUAAACUUGAUAAAUGUGUCAUAACCUGUAUUUUUGUAACCUGUACAUGGUUUACCAGACACAAUGCUUAUUUCGAAGCCUGUUACUUGCUAAAACAAACUUAAUCACUACACCAUCAACGCUGGUACGUGGUGGCAGCAUGUUUUUUCUCAUUUAUUAGACUGUAAUUACCAUCAUAAUAUUAUACACUUAUUGCUAUUAAUAUAUUGACAUAUCAUUAAUCAAACAUUCCUUUCCUUUUAAUGUUUUUGUUUUUAUUUUUGAAAAUUGUUACAUAUAUUGAUCAGGUUUCUUUCUAAUAGGAAUACAUGUAUUUGUUUUUGAUGCAUUUUGGGGAUUUAGAGAUCCUGGUUUAUUUGUUUAUUAAUAUGAAGUUUGACUACAGUUUUCUGUAAUCCAGUUUAUUUAUUUUUUGUUUUGCAAGUUUACUGUAUUCAUUGGCAUAACCAGGAUUUUAUAUUGUCUAUGAGUCAUGUUAUGGAGCGACAGGAAAAUAUAUAAUGUGAUGGGUGAAAAAUAGGUGUGAUUCGGGGUGGCUAUGCCAGUGACUGUAUUAUGACAGAAAUAAUACAUGUAUAUUGACAUUCCGUAGAUAAAACUUAUACAUUGUCAUAUUUUGCUACUACUGUUAUUAUUGUUGUGAGAUAUUAUAAAUCAUUUUGCUAAUUUUACUAUUGUUUUGUGUGAUAUGUGUUCUUUGAUAUGACAAGUAUUUAAACAUUGAUCUGUCUGUAUUUUUUGUGUUUCUUUUGCUCAGCACUAUGAUUUGGACAGGGUUAUUGGUGCUAUCUUGACCGUUCGUCCAGCAAACAGUUUUAUUUUAUUUGUUGUCUGUUUUUAAUUUAAACAUAAAUGAUUUCUGUUUACUUUGUAUAUGGGUUUAAAUAAGUACCCAUGUAUUUGUAAAAAGAUUAUCUGUCACCGUGUUAACUUCUUAAAAUAUAUUUAUUAUUUCAACACCAAGAGAUUUGACCGUAACAUAUUCCUGUUGUACAAACCCAAAUUGUUGUUAUUGUGUAUUACAUUGUACAUUUCCAUUAUCAAUAAUAAUUUAUAUUUCCAUAAACAAUAAUUAAUUUAACUUAGUGUUAAAAAUGAAUAGGAAUCUCAUUGGGUAAUUAUUGAACCACUAAUUAAAAUAUAUCUUGAAGAAUUAUUAUUUAACUUUCUAUAUUAAUUAAUCAAUCUAUUAAUUAAUUAAUGUGUGUAUAUUAUCUGUUAUAUGAUUGAAUGUAUAUUACCAGUGAUAUUCAAUGUUGGGCUUGUAAAUAACUACUAUUGCCAUGCCCUGACGGCUAGUGAAUUUGUUAGGGUCAAAUGUUGUAUUUAAGUCUAUUUUGUAAAUAUGAAUAUCCUGACCCCACCCUAAACCCCCCAUGUUAGUGUUUUUUAUGCUGUAUCUCCCUCUUUAGGUGACAUAUCUAAUUAUUACUAUUAUUUAGUAAAAUUGUAUUAAAAUAGGGCAAGUGAAUGUUUCAUCAUGGCUAGUACAUUUUUUUUAAUCACUGAUCCCAUGGCUAGUGGAUUUUAUAAAAAUUCAAGACGCCCUGCAUAUUUCAUAUAUAAAAUAUCUGUUGCACUGAACUGACUUUUUGUUGAUGCAAUAACUGAAGUUAAGUGAAGCAAUGGAAAAUGAACUUUCUGUAAUGAUCUUGUCACUUUCAUUUAUACCUGUUAGCGUCAUAGGUUGUUCACUAGUCUUAACUGUCCGUCCAUGUACACACUCUCUUUAUAGUUUACGUACACUUACAUGUUAAUGUGUUCACUAUUUUAUUCAAGCAAUAGAGCAACCCUAUUAAAAUAAAAUAAAUUCCAUUUGUA